GCAGUCAGUCCUGAAAUGGCCCUGGGUUGUGUGAUUUUCUGUCUGUUUGCAGGGUUUAGUUUAGCACUGGAAAAUAAGCAAGUCUUGACUGUGCCUCAAAGAUGUGAGGAGGAUACCAACACUUUUCUCUGGGAAAUUAACCAGGAGGCACCAAAGGAAUAUGCUGUUCUCAUGUAUGAUGCAUUUGGAAAGAUGGGUAGCAAUGUUGAAGGAGGUAACGUCAACCAGCCUGGCUCGCUGCAGCAGUGUCACUCUGCCCACAGCCCCACCUUCUCUGGACAGUACUGCCAGGUGUUCCUUCGGCAGGAAUCAGUCCAGUACUUUGUGGGUAUUUGUGUUCCUGACUCCUGCAGGGAAGAGGAUGUGGAAACGCUGGUGCUGUACGGGAGACUUCAAUUUGGUCAGACUUCCCUCAUUCCUCCUUUACCUUCCAUCCUGGUCAAUCAAUCCACGCAGGAGAUGAUCAUGACCCACUGUUUGUCCAGAGCCAUUGCCCCAGAUGCAUCAGAUGUCAUCUGUCUGUUUGUGUGUUGCUUAAUGAUAGCAAUUCCUCUUGCGGCUACCUUGUUCACCACCAUAAUAAGGUGGCAUAGGAACAGGGAGGUCAGUCCAUCUGUGGAGUCUUCCUGUUUAAACACUGGCCUCAAUCUUUAUGGGACCCUGAAGACCAACGGCUCCUCUAGCAGCGAAAUGAAAAGUAGCACCAGCGAGGAAAAUGAUAGCACCAGCCACACACCGCUGUGUUUUCCUCGAAGCUGUGUGAAUCGGUGCCUGCAGGCAUUUUCUCUACAUAAUACAAGCCAAGGUGUCUUGACCACCUUCUCAGGAGGAGGUUACUCCUCCCUGAAUGGCAUCCGCUCUCUCAGCCUGUUAUGGAUCAUAUGUGGCCACUCUACACAGUUCUCUGUAAUAAAUAACUUGGAUAACUACAAAGACUGGAAGAAAACAGUAGAAAGAAGCCCUCUUUAUGUGUUUGCCAUCAGUGGACCUGUUUUUCUGGCCGUAGACACCUUUUUACUGCUAGGGGGACUGCUCAGUGCCAAGACUCUGAUGAGCUCCAUCACCAGGGCUGAGGACAAACUGAGCGCCUGUUUGGUGGCCAGCUAUAUCUUCAAGAGGAUUAAAAGGGUUCAGCCACUGCAUCUGUUCAUAAUGUGUCUAACCAUUGGCCUCAUCUCUUUGAUCAAGUGGGGACCCUACUGGUUCCCACUUAUAGAGACAAUGAUGGAUUGUAAGACGUACUGGUGGGCUAACAUACUACUGAUUAAUAAUCUCCUCCCAGUCCAUGAGAUAUGCAUUCCUUGGACAUGGUACUUGUCUCUUGACUUCCAGUGUUAUGCCACCACUCCUCUGUUGCUCUAUUUUUACAGAUUGAACAGAGGUGUGUUUGCAGCGGUGGCAGGAGGCCUGCUGCUGAUGACUACUGUCGCUGGUGUUGUUAUAACUGCACUCAUGCAGCUGCCAGUCUUUGAGCCAUCUACAAUGACAUCUUAUAAUUAUGUUUUACAGUACUAUCUGAAACCUUAUACAAGAUAUGGGCCAUUUUUAAUUGGGAUCUUGACUGGAAUACACUUGAUGACAAAGAAAGAUCAGCUCUUAAAGCGAAAGUGGCAGGCAGCACUUGGUUGGUUGUGCUGUCUUUUACUCAUGGCUGUGUUGGUUGGAUUGGCCUACGUCCUCAGGGAGACUCCAUCCUAUCCAUCUGUGCCACAUGCCCUCUAUCAAGGACUGCACAGACCACUCUGGGCUCUAUCUGUGACCUGGAUCAUACUCGCCUGUGAGGAGGGUUACGGAGGUUUUAUUAAGAGCUUCCUGUCAUGGGGUCUCUGGGUUCCACUCUCCAAGAUUAGUUUUGCAUGCUAUCUGUCACAUCCUGUCUUCAUCAUCCUCUACAUUGGCUUGCAAGAGACCCCAAUCCACUACACAGACUUAAACUUCAUGUACCUUUUCCUUGGCCACCUGGUACUGACGCUGGUGGUGAGCUACGUGCUGACUGUGCUGGUUGAGAAGCCCUACCUCCUUCUAAAAUGCGGCCGUACAUAGAUGGAAGUCAGAACACAACAGAAAACCUACCAUCUCUAUAUUGUUUGUUUGUGCCUUGUAAGCUCUGCCAGUGUCAUUAUUUAAAUCUGCUUUUACAGACAAUAAACCUAUUUGUUUCUUUAAAAGAUGUUCAGCAGUUCACAGAUGUUUGAUAUAGAAAAAACGUCAACUUUCAUCAACAUACAGUUAUAAUGGUUAAAAUAUACUGAAAAUAUAUUUGAAUUUUCAAUCAAACAAAUCCAGAACAAAUAACACUAACCAAUUAGGAAUGAAGAGUCGUAGGGAAAAAGGUCCAUAUUUGGUGAAACUGAAUCUGUUUCAGAUUAGUGGUUUCGAAGAUAUAGCAAUUUGUCAUCUGCAUAUAAAGAUAUUGUGUGUUGUCUUAGAUAUACUAGGCCCUCACCACUGAAUUACUGCUGAUGGAGAAACUGGUUUGUUUUAUAUGUUCCACAUACAGUACUGUAUAAAAUCUGGUAGCACUACUGUUAUGAGAAAAGCUUUGAAUGUACCUGAAGUAUGUGGAUUCAUCACUAUCAACGACCCCUUAAAUAAACGUGAGCUAAUGGUAAAAAUUCAA
Molecule: messenger RNA, 2620 nt
Organism: Seriola aureovittata
Lineage: Eukaryota; Metazoa; Chordata; Actinopteri; Carangiformes; Carangidae
Gene: oacyl
Product: O-acyltransferase like
Exons: 15
Coding region: 16-2043 (675 amino acids)
Molecular function (GO): acyltransferase activity, transferring groups other than amino-acyl groups
Source: RefSeq, a predicted model, not a curated record